AUGAAACCCGUCGUGUCGGUGUUAAAUGCGUGGUCCUGCGCGAUAAUAUCCCUCUUUGCCAUUGUCAUCCUCUCCGUCCUCGGAUCGCUAUACAAGAGGGAGCACCACGGCUUUACCGGCUCAGAAGGUGAGCCUGAGGAUGGCGGUGCAGUCGCUGCUUCGAUCUUCACAGCCGUGUUUGUAUAUAUCGCCUUUUUCCUUUUCUGUUCUUUCCAGGCCUACCUUCAUGUGCGAAGCCGCAGGGGAGGUGCGAUAUCGCUUAACUGA
Messenger RNA from Aspergillus alliaceus, 267 nucleotides. RefSeq lists its product as uncharacterized. The transcript has 4 exons. NCBI's taxonomy places the organism in Eukaryota, Fungi, Ascomycota, Eurotiomycetes, Eurotiales, Aspergillaceae. The coding region runs from base 1 to 267 and encodes 88 amino acids. The record is from RefSeq and is a predicted model, not a curated record.